Molecule: messenger RNA, 3125 nt
Organism: Tribolium castaneum (red flour beetle)
Lineage: Eukaryota; Metazoa; Arthropoda; Insecta; Coleoptera; Tenebrionidae
Product: endoplasmic reticulum junction formation protein lunapark
Exons: 11
Coding region: 429-2528 (699 amino acids)
Cellular component (GO): focal adhesion
Molecular function (GO): actin filament binding
Source: RefSeq, a predicted model, not a curated record
UAUUCCAAUAUGCCCAGCUGAAAUGAGAAGUCCGUUAUCACAGAUUAGAGAGGUGCUAGUGAUCUGUGCCGUUAUGGUCUCCGUUCGUCCUGUUCCGACCUCGCUCGCAACAUUUCGACUGAGCGAACAUUUGUAGACCGGCAGGGGCUAGCCGCUAGUGAAAAUUAGUGGCACGUACUUAUACCAGACUACUUACAUCUCACUCUCCAAAGUCCGGUCCUGGACACAUUUCAAGAAUCAGUACAAAUCCGUGAAUAUGACAGCGAACAAGCGAUAGCAAAAAUUCUAGUUUUUUUAAGCUACAAAAUUCAAUAAUCAAUUCGGGUUAAGUCGACACCGAAACCUGGCUCUCCAUGCUAUCAAUGUUAUAAUUGAUACAAAUUAUCGUAUUUAAUUAUUAUUUAUUUAUUUAUAAGUAAUUCACAAACAUGGGUAUCAUUAUUACGAAAUUUCGGAAAAAGAAAACCACGUAUGAAGUGCUGGAAAAGCUCGAAAAGGAAAUCCAAUCAAUAGAAGAGUUUCGCAGAAGCACCGAACAAACUCAGAAGAAAAUGGUUGGGCGUUUCAUUUUCAUCUCAAUUUGCGUGUAUUGUGUGACAGCUUUAAUAUUGUACUUUUAUUUCUUCCCAGCGUCGGCCUACGAAAGAAUUAUUUACAUAAUACCACUAAUUAUACUCCCGAUGUUACUAAUUCUAAUAAAACGGACUUUGUCAUGGUAUUACAGCAGAAAGAUUAGGAAAAACCAAAAGAAAUUGUCCACUUUGAAAGAAGAGAAAAAGAAAAUUUUGGAGGAAGUUAUGGACAAGGAAACUUACAAAGUUGCCAAAACUAUUUUAGAAAAAUUCGCACCUGAACAAGUCAUCAAGCGAAAUCCGGCUUUUGACAACCAAAGCACCCCUGUGAAAAGCGGACCUUUGGUCACCCUCACGCCAACAAAUCAGAGUCACUCAGGUUUACGAUAUCGAGGUCAGUUGUCAACAGCCGCCCCUAAUCGUACUUUAGGCUCUACAAUGACCCCCAUAUCAAGACAAGCUCUGGUGCCUUUAACCACUCCUUCACUGCUUUCACGACCUUCUCAAGGAGGGCGCCCUUCAAUCCCUAGCACCCCUUUGCCACUGCCAAGGGCCAUCUUGCCUAGGGAACGUACAGUUCUGGAUAAGAUGGUGGACUACCUCGUUGGAGAUGGUCCUUCUAACAGAUUUGCACUGAUUUGUAAGAACUGUGCUGCUCAUAAUGGUAUGGCUAUUAAAGAAGAGUUCGAGUAUUUGUCGUUUCGUUGUUGUUAUUGUUUGACGUUUAACCCGUCUCGUAAAAAGCGUCCCAUUGCUCCAAAAUUAGACAAUACGCUGUCGAUUAAAGACAAGAGAUCUGCCAUAUCAGAUUCUGAUUCAGAUUCGGACACAGCGGAACCGAUUAUAACCGAACCACUGACUGAACAUAACGUCACCGAGUCGGAAAAGCUUUCAGAUUAUGAUGUAAAAAAUUCAGACACGGAAUCAACAGCGAUGGAAGUGAAUACAGUUACACCAAGCAAGGAAAAAAGUAAAAAUGAGGAAGUUGAAGAUGAUGCUACUGAAACACAAGACUCGUUGAUCGGUGGUGUGUGUUUAAAUGCGAACAAGUUACAUAAGGAGAUAACCAUGAGCAAAAAAUGCGCGAGGUGUGAAAAGACCGUAUAUCCGACUGAAGAACUCAAGUGCCUAGAUAAGAUUUGGCAUAAACCAUGUUUCAAAUGCAAAGAAUGUGGAAUGGCCCUCAAUAUGAGGAAUUACAAAGGAUUCAACAAGGAACCGUAUUGCGAAGCACACAUACCGAAAGCGAAAGCGACAACGAUGGCUGAAACCCCCGAACUGAAACGUAUUGCCGAAAAUACAAAAAUCCAAUCUAAUGUAAAAUAUCACGCAGAUUUCGAAAAAAGCAAAGGCAAAUUCACCCAAGUGGCCGACGAUCCCGAAACCCUCCGAAUCAAACAAAACACAAAAAUCAUCAGCAAUGUAGCCUACCAUGGCGAGUACCAACGCAAAGCCGAAAUGGAACAGCGCCGCCAAUUGAAUGAAAACGGUUAUACGGAGAAGAGCAAAACUACUGCAUACGCUAGUGACGUGAAAAACGCUAACCAGAUGCCGCCGCCACCGCAGCCCCAACCACAGCCUGUUGCAAAUCCUGCCAUAGGCAAAAUCAGCGACUAUGAGCCCGGUUCAGGACAGUUCACCAGCCCCUAUUCGGCCAGGAACUCGCAAACGCUGAUCUACUCCUCAGAUAUGGGCUCCGUGAACAAUCCACCGCAGCGGCAUAUUGGGUCGGUGCAUGACUUGGAUCCAGUCAACCAUAAUUAUGGUUCGUUGGGGCGCGUCUACAGAGCUAUGUACGACUAUGAGGCACAGGACGACGAUGAGGUGAGCUUUCAAGACGGCGACCUUAUUGUCAACGUGAGCAGUAUUGACGGAGGUUGGAUGACGGGGGAAGUACAGCGUACAGGCCAAGUCGGAAUGUUACCAGCGAAUUACGUGCAACUGGUCAAUAUUUAAGAACAUAAUAACUGAUAUUUUUAGAAACUGAAAAAAUAUUUGUGCAGCCAUUGCUUGCCAUUCGCUGGAUUAUCUCUUUAUUUUUUACUAUUUAACCAAAAUUCAUUCCGGAAAUUUACAUUCCGGUUUUUUUACAAAGUAGGGACCAAAAGUGCCUUCAAGCAUUAUUUUUGAGAAUUUUUACAAAUAUUUUUAUAUCAUCUUUAUGGUAUUUUUUGAAAGUGUUGUUGACAAAGUGCUGGUGCUUAGUCAUGUUUAUUGUAUUAGCUACGAUUUCCUAUUUAAUUCUAGGUCGUUGAGGAUAUGAAUUAAAAUUAAUUAAAUAUAUAAGGAGCAACUUGAGAGAGAACUGAUAAUAUUCUAUACAAUCAGUUACACAACUGUGUGAUUUGGUGAUAAAGUUGAACAAUAAAAAUUUUCAAGCUUAACACAGUUCGUAGUCAACGACUCUCAUCGUUAAUAUCAAAACUGUAUAAAAUUCAUAAUUUCAUAAUUUUUGUAAACCAUGUAUAUUAAUACCCAAUUAUCUUAGUUAACAAAUCUAUGCUUUAAUUUUCAGAAAAAGUUACUGUACAUGUUAAAUAAAACUAAACAUUA